Topomyia yanbarensis is the source of this 4701-nucleotide messenger RNA. RefSeq lists its product as uncharacterized. The coding region runs from base 1 to 4701 and encodes 1566 amino acids. Gene Ontology annotation, molecular function: RNA-DNA hybrid ribonuclease activity; nucleic acid binding. The record is from RefSeq and is a predicted model, not a curated record. The transcript has 2 exons. NCBI's taxonomy places the organism in Eukaryota, Metazoa, Arthropoda, Insecta, Diptera, Culicidae.
AUGCCAAUAAAAAACAACGAAUUCAACAGCAACAUAAAACGCAGCCCGCCUGUGUCGACCCUGACCGGGGAAGUUCCGGAUACGUCCGACGCACCCCCGGCGGCUGUUGACACAGGACCAUUGGAGCACCAGCAGGGAAGUACCUUUAACAUCCCCAUUAGCAUUCGAUUUACGCAUUCACCAUCCAUCUCAAGCCAACCAGACAGAAAUCCAGAGAAUCCACCAACACAGCAAUCCCAAACGACAGGAACCACGACCGCCUCCAACGCCCCGCAUCUUGCCGGGCCCCAGAGUAGGCGAUCUCCCCGCCUGAUCCCAAAAAUGACACCAGUAUCAGGAAAACUAAGCAAACAGCUCCACUGCAACGAGAACCGGUUCAGGUCUCCCGAUAUCCCCGCACCUGGCGGACCACCGGGAAGAACUCUCAGCCGGGAAACUCCUACUCAACAACAGCAACGAGUACGACGAGACCUCAGCCCGGUUCCCGGUUGCUCUUGGCAUCCGGUACGUUUUAGACCAUCCAGGAAACCAGUAGUCACCAAUCGUGACACCCACUUCCCCGCGCCGGCCCUGACCGGGGACGUUCCGCCUUACAGCGAUGCUCCCUUGGCGGCUGCUGGUGCGGGAGGCCCGGGCACAUCCCGGGUAAGUCCAUAUCAACAUUCCAACCGACAAGAACAAUUCAGCGCCACAAACUCUUCAAGGAACGAUCGAACCGCCGACGUUUGGUUGACCACACGCUUCAGAAAACGAUACCAAAACCUACCCGCAACGAAACGCACAAAAACCACCGACACAACGCCUGCGGACCCCUUGCUCUACCUCCCGCGGUCAUUGGAAGGGACGUACGCCAGGCCACCCAUCAACAACUGCAACAAAAAUUACCCCCUCAACACAAACAAAGCGCACGAAGCCGAUAGCUUCCUGUCAAGGGAGAAAGCCUCUUCCCCUGCACCAGCCCUGUCCGCGGAUGUACCGGCCCUCACCGACGAGCCUUCGGCGGCUGCUGGUGCAGGGGGCCCGGAUCACCACCGGGUAAGUCUAACCACACCCUACUCCCACCAAGACCAGUCGUACGGCUCCGAAUCAUUUCCAGGUAGCCCACCGCGCAGUCCCAACAGCGUCUCAAUGACCAACAGCACCGGCUCAGAAUAUUCCACGCUAGCCGUCCAGUGGAACAUCAACGGCCUAAGGAACAACCUAGGGGACCUACAGAACAUUAUCGCCGGCACCGAACCACUUUGCCUCGCCAUUCAGGAAACCCACUUGCACACCGGCGUUGACCCCACCCCAUGGUUCGGAAACAGAUACGAUUGGGAGACAGCCAGAGGAAACAACAACCACCAAACCAUCGGAUUGGGCAUCAAAGUGGAACUCCUGUCGGUGCACCUCCCCCUCAACACGGAACUAAUAGCGGUCGCCAGGAGGAUAUCAACCCCCAUCCGCUGCUCUAUUGUAUCCAUCUACCUACCACAAGGGGUUACCAACAUACGAAGCCAACUAACCAGCCUGAUCAACCAGGGCUCGGGCAAGUGCUGCCACCGAGGUAACGAGAUCGUCAAACUCAUCGAGGAAAUCGACGCCGUGAUACUAAACGACGGUAGUACCACGUUCAUCCGUGGUAACGCCUCCUCCGCCCUCGACGUCACCUUCGCCUCCAGUUCCAUCGCUGGGAUAUGCGGCUGGUCCACGUCCAACGAUACCGCCGGGAGUGACCACUUCCCCAUCGUGCUACGCAUAAAUCGCCUCCAACUUAAAACCACCCGACGAAGACGUUGGCUAUAUGAAAACGCCGACUGGGAUGCCUACGACGCUGCCAUACAGUCCCACCUUGUUCGAGACCGUACGUACUCACUGGUCGACCUAUCAGAAACUAUCGUCAACGCAGCGAAAGAAAACAUCCCCCGAACAAGCGGGGUACCACCACACCGUGCCGUGCACUGGUGGAAUCCGGAAGUGGCCGCUGCCGUCAAAGCACGCCGGAAAGCUCUCCGCACCUUACAAAAAACGCCGCCCAAUCACCCCCUUCGGGACCAAAGAGCGGACAACUUUAGAACGCUCCGAAACGCUGCGAGGAAAACAAUCCAAACGGCUAAAGAAACCAGCUGGAGGAACUUCGUGGACGGUAUCCACACGGACUCCUCAACCACGGAGCUGUGGAGACGGGUCAACGCGCUCAGUGGCAAACGUCGACAAAAUGGCUACUCUUUAGCGGUCAACAACACCAUCAUUACUGACCCAGAGGAAAUCGCGAACAAGAUAGGCUGCCACUUCGAAACGUUAUCCGCCGACAAAGCCCUGCCAGCCGCAUUCGCUCAGAAAAAAAGCAGACUCGAAGCCUCCCCUACGACCUUCACGCCAGACUCCGCAGCCACCUACAACAGACCCUUUACCGGAGCGGAACUUGCCGUCGCUCUCACUAACGCACGAGGAAAGUCCGACGGCCCUGACAGGAUUGGUUACCCGAUGCUUAGGCAUCUUCCGCCUGGAGGCAAAAGAGCCCUCCUAGACUCUUUUAACACUAUCUGGGAACGCGGGUCCUUCCCAGAGGAAUGGAAACUGGCCCACGUAGUCCCCAUUCCUAAAAAAUGCCAGGGUACCCGUGCCCCCAGCGACUUCAGGCCAAUCAGCCUGCUGUCAUGCACCGCUAAGACACUGGAGAGGAUGGUAAACCGGCGACUGACUACGUGGCUGGAAGACGAGAAACUACUCGACCCACGCCAAUUCGCUUUCCGGAAGGGACUCGGCACCGGGGCCCACCUGGGCUCGCUCGGCGAGGUACUAGACAGAGCAAGGUCCGAAGGCAUCCACGCCGAUAUUGCCAUACUCGACAUAGCAAAAGCUUACAACACAGUCUGGCGCGAAGGCGUCCUUCAACAACUCCAACGAUGGGGCAUACAGGGGAACCUAGGUGUCUUCAUCCAAAAUUUCCUAACCAACCGCCGCUUUCGGGUAUGCAUAGGCGGCACACUCUCCGACGAAUUCCGCGAGGCCAACGGAGUGCCACAAGGAUCGAUACUAGCCGUGACCCUCUUCUUAGUGAGGAUGAAUUCGCUCUUCACCGCGCUACCCGGGGGCGUCUAUGUCUUCGUGUACGCGGACGACAUCAUUUUGGUAGCUCUCGGGAAGACGAUCCCGCGCACAAGAAUAUCGCUGCAGGCCGCCGUCAACGCAGUCGGCCGAUGGGCACUCGCCACCGGAUUCAACAUCGCCGCCACCAAGUGCGCCAUUACACACUGCUGCAGCACAUAUCACCCAGCCAACGCUCGUCCAAUCCGCCUCAACGGUACAGUAAUUCCGUUCCGAAAGGAACCGGUCGUCCUCGGGAUCACCCUCGACCGGAAACUGACAAUGAUACCUCACUUCCGGCGACUGAAAAAAGACUGCCAGAGCAGAAAGCGACUAGUCCGGACCAUUUGCGCCCACCACCCCAAAAACAACCGCCGAGCAGCGCUUAACGUCGUGCGAUCUCUUAUCCACAGCAGAAACUUCUACGGGAUCGAGAUGACUUGCCGGAACCUAGACGGACUCUCCGACAUCCUCGGGCCCUUAUACCACGGAGCGGUGCGGCUAGCCUCCGGUCUACUACCGAGUACCCCGGCCGAAGCUGCCUGUGUAGAGGCAGGAGUUCUACCCUGCCGCUGGGAAACAGCCAGGGUGGCCUUCAGAAGAGCACUAAGCUUCCUGGAGAAAACUUCGGGCGACGAGUGCCCCCUUCUCACCACCGCCUCCAACCUGCACCAGGAGUUUACCAGCAACGACCUCCCACCCAUCGCUCGUCUACACCGGGUGAGACCGCGGGCCUGGUACGACCCCGGACCCAACACCGACGACAGCCUUGCUCGCACUAUAAAAGUUGGCGAUCACCCCAGCAGCAUACUAGUUAAAUAUAGACAGCUAAUUAACCGUAGAUAUUCACAUCACACUAAAAUCUUCACCGACGGUUCCAAAGCGAACGACGGUGUAGGAGCGGGGAUCAGCGGCUUGGGGAAAGGGCUCUCCUUCCGCCUACCUCCCUCCUGCUCAGUUUUCUCAGCGGAAGCGGCCGCCAUCGCAGUGGGAAUGAUAAAAAGACCCACCGAUACACCGACGGUCAUCUUGACAGACUCGCUCUCGGUCCUGAGGGACGUCGCUAGCGGGACCUCCAAACAUCCCUUCGUUCAGGCCAUCGAGACACUUCGAGACCCAUUGGUUACAAUCUGCUGGGUUCCGGGUCACAGCGGCAUCAAGGGUAACACAGACGCCGACCGAUUAGCCCUCAUCGGCAGACGGGCCCGGACCCGGCUCCCUAAUGAGACUCCAACCAUAGACAUCAUCAGGGAAUUCAACAUCAGCUUGCAGAACGGAUUCACCAACCACUGGCGGAGUUCUCGAAAUCACACCCAAAAAAUCAAAGGGUCAGCCGACACCUGGACCGACCGAGACAGCCAGAGGGAACAAAAAAUACUCUCCCGACUCCGCGUGGGGCACACACGAGUAACCCACGCACACACCGUGUCCAGCGAGCCCGUCCCAGAAUGUGCCUCCUGCAACACCCGGCUCACCGUCGAACACCUGCUGUGCAACUGCCGAGAACUGGAGGACCUACGGCGUCAGUACGGCCUGACUGGUUCGAUACGGGACACCCUAUCCAACGACCCGGUUCGGGAGGAGGCACUCCUCCUCUUUCUAAAGGACGCCGGCCUAUACGACAGCAUCUAA